AAGCAAUGCCGCGAUGACGUCACACCUAAAGCCAACAGCACAAAAGUGAUAUUUUCCUGAUUUGUUAUCACCAUGGAUGGGACUGGAGAUGCUUCUACUAAAUCACUGGAUACAGCUGGAAUGAGUUCAAAUGAACAGGAGGUGAUAGGCAUGCUUCUAGCGCAGUCUAACUCAGAUAUGCAUAACCCUACUGAAUCUGAAGGACAGCAUGUGGCCGUUUCCAUAGCUACUGGUUUGUCAAAUACAGAUGGUAAACUACAGGUUGUUGAAAGUCAGAGCUUACAAGCAGUGACAUUGCCUGAUGGUACAACAGCUUAUAUUCAACAUAAAGAUGGCAGUCUUGUAGAAGGACAGGCUGUUCAGUUAGAAGAUGGUAGUACAGCUUACAUUCAACAUAUCACAGAGAAAGAUGGCGAUACAGGUUUUGAAGAAGGACAGACGGUUCAACUAGAAGAUGGCACUACUGCUUAUAUACAAAGGGCUACACGAGCUGAUGGUCAGACAAUCCAGGCUGUACAGUUAGAAGAUGGUACAACUGCUUACAUCCAGACCCAUUCUGCGGGAGAAGGAUUUGAACAUUCACAACAAGAUGGUACCAAUGUUGAGAAUACUGAUGAUUCAGUUGACCCUAAUUCUAUCAAUGCAUUAGAGCAAUAUGCUGCACAUGCUACCAGUGAGCAUGGUACAGAUCAAAGUGGGCUGGCACUACUUGCUAAUUUAGAUGAGAAAAAGACAAUGGUUCCUCCUCUUGCAGUAAAAACAACUGUGAUGGGUGGUCUUUCUGCAGGUAAUCUGGGUAAAGUUGCAACAUAUGACAUGACUAGUAAAGCAUUUAGAUGUGGGCAUGAUGGUUGCGGUAGAAUGUACACAACAGCACACCAUCUCAAGGUUCACGAAAGAGCUCAUACAGGUGACCGACCAUAUAAAUGUGAACAUCCAGGCUGUGGGAAAGCCUUUGCCACCGGCUAUGGACUGAAGAGUCAUACUAGAGUACAUACUGGUGAAAAACCAUACAAAUGCCCCGAAGAAAGUUGUCAGAAAUCAUUUAAAACUUCAGGAGAUUUGCAGAAGCAUGUUAGAACUCACACAGGUGAGAGACCUUUUAAAUGUCCAUUUGAAGGAUGUGAUAGAGCCUUUACUACGUCAAAUAUACGAAAAGUACACAUUAGAACACACACUGGUGAGCGACCAUAUAUAUGUCGGGAAGAUGGUUGUGGUAGAGCAUUUGCCAGCGCUACUAACUAUAAAAAUCACAUGAGGAUACAUACAGGUGAGAAGCCAUACGUCUGCACUGUUGCCGGAUGCGGCAAACGUUUCACCGAGUACUCUAGUUUAUACAAGCAUCAUGUUGUACAUACGCAUUCCAAGCCUUACAUAUGUAACCACUGUGGUAAGACGUACAGACAGACAUCAACACUAGCUAUGCACAAACGAACUGCUCACGGCGACUCGGAUGCAACCGAGGAAACGGAAGCACAUUUGUUUGCACAGCAGCAAGCUGCAGUGGCCGGAGAAGCAGUUGUUGCAGCCGCAGCUGCAGCAGCCGCAGCUGCUGUGGGCAUGCCUCCUAUGAAAAGGCCCCGGAUUCAGUAUCACCUGAAUGCGCAAGGUGAAGUGACACAAACACCGACAACUAUAACAGAAUCAGGUUCAGAUGGCACUGAAACGCAAGAUGUGAUUACACCUGUACCGGUCGCUUUAGUAUCUACUAUGUCACAGGAUGGUGUAGUCACAACUACAGAUACAGAAGCAGCCAUAGCUGCGAUGCAGGCAGCUGUAGACAAUGAUCCAACACAAAUCACUACCAUACAGAUCACAGAUCACCAACAGUUGGAAGAGGCUGUGAAUGCAGAAUUACAACGGACGGAUGGAACUGUGCAAUCAGAGGGGGUUCAGAUGACGGAAGAAAAUCAAAAUACUACUGAAGCCAUGAUAUCUGCUUACAAUGCAUAAAAUGUUGUUGUAUAUAUAUAUUUUUUUUUACGACAAUGAAAUGUUUAAAAGGUUGCUACCGUUUAUUCGGUGUUUAUUUUCAUUUACUGAUUUCGGUUUCAUGCUAGUACACCUGCAAUAGAAUGUAAAUAAAUUUGUUGGUAGAGUAUGGGUCAUUCAAAGGUGUAGAAUAUGGUAAUUAUUAAAUUAUAACUUUGUCUUUCUUUGAAUACUAUGCUCUAGCAUGUUGUUAGACCGGG
Molecule: messenger RNA, 2192 nt
Organism: Saccoglossus kowalevskii
Lineage: Eukaryota; Metazoa; Hemichordata; Enteropneusta; Harrimaniidae
Biological process (GO): regulation of transcription by RNA polymerase II
Cellular component (GO): nucleus
Molecular function (GO): RNA polymerase II cis-regulatory region sequence-specific DNA binding; DNA-binding transcription factor activity, RNA polymerase II-specific
Source: RefSeq, a predicted model, not a curated record